This is a messenger RNA of Drosophila miranda, 1475 nucleotides long. RefSeq lists its product as uncharacterized. The record is from RefSeq and is a predicted model, not a curated record. Bases 76 to 861 code for a protein of 261 amino acids. NCBI's taxonomy places the organism in Eukaryota, Metazoa, Arthropoda, Insecta, Diptera, Drosophilidae. The transcript has 5 exons.
UGAUUUGUUAUCGUUUAUUGCCGGCUGAAAUUGUGGAUAUAAACAAACCAUUUGUAUAUUUUUUUUGGUUUUACCAUGACUUGUGACACAACUGAGGCCUUGGUGGCCCACAUGUGUGAUGUCGUGCAGUUCUACAUGCUACCGGAGCUGAAAGAAGAUCUGGACAACGUUCAGCUGGCUCCGUCGCAAUUUGAAAGUUAUCAUGUCUUGCUAGCUAACGAAUUGCCGAAAUUCUACGAUCUGGUGCAGGAAUUCCUUCAGAAGACCAAUAAUGCUGGACACGAAGAGCUGAGGGUACAAAUUGUGAUGCUUCUUUGCGAGCUGACAGCUGCUCCUACCGUUUACCAACUUAAUGAUGGGAGUGGUAACUUGCUGCGAAAUGCCAAUCAAUUGGGAAGGAAACUCUCCGAUACGUGGGGGGAAUCAAUGGACGCGCACAUACUCAAAAACUACGAGAAAAAGCUGCAAAAGAACUGUUGGAAGCGACAGCCUGGCGCCGUGCAUGGCUUUGCCAGAUAUCUAGAGCUCCGUUAUACGAAGGACGACAAAAUGACCACCCAGAUGCUAGCCUUCAGCCUGUCGGUCGGACUCAAUGUGCGGGAGUGCUACGACUUUGUCUAUAAGCAACUCGGUGUGCAGAUCUUUUCAAUAAUGCUGAAGCAUGGCGCCCUUAAGGACAUUCAGGAAUUGAAUAUCCACAGCGUGAUCUAUGAUCAUGCGCUUAGAGAUGCCUUCAGCAUGGACUCGAUUGAAGCUGUGACUGCCAUAUGGAAUUGUCUGUACCUCUGUCUGGAUCACUUCAUUGAUCUGGAUGCCUUUACGUGGAACCAAUGCGAUGAUAUGCUGGACGCGCUCGUUUGAAAUGUGACAAUGUCAUCCAAAGCCAACAACUCCAUUUGCCUGCUUCAGUUUAUAACACGACUUGGCUACUACUUCACCAUCCAUGCAUAGGUAGUCCCGGUCUGAACCGUACACCGCAGCAGUGCACCACGAAUGGCGUAGUAGAAGCCCGAAAUCCUCUUCUGCUUGAACAUCAGAUGGACCGAAAUGUAGUGCAGCACAUUUGCCUGGAUGUUCACUCUUAUUAUGUCUAUGGGAUGUGAUAGCAUAAUGGCAGCUACAUUGAUCAGUGUUGUGCCACCGCUGUCAUUGCUUGUCAUAUUGAAUAGUCACGCCUACAACAUGGCACAGUAAAGCAAUAUUUUUAACAUGUCUUCCCCAAACGUAGGAAUAACGUGUUCGAAACGCAAUUGGCGAAGAAGCGCUCUUGUUCGGAGCGAGCAGCAUGUACGUUCUGGUUUAAGAUUUGACUACGAUUGAGCCCUGCACCUAUUAUUAGUACAUUAAAUAAUCAAAUCAUUAUUUCGUUAUUGUAGCUUAGUGUCUUCAGAUGACAUAUUUUAUUAGAUAUAUAUGUAUAUGUGUUAAGUUGAAAUACGAUUAAAUGGUAAUUCCUUCACAGAAGGAAAUUUUGA